Manihot esculenta (cassava) is the source of this 4229-nucleotide messenger RNA. Its product is annotated as PH, RCC1 and FYVE domains-containing protein 1. The transcript is spliced from 9 exons. Lineage: Eukaryota; Viridiplantae; Streptophyta; Magnoliopsida; Malpighiales; Euphorbiaceae. Gene Ontology annotation, molecular function: metal ion binding. Bases 588 to 3872 code for a protein of 1094 amino acids. The record is from RefSeq and is a predicted model, not a curated record.
UCCUUAAACUUUCUCCAAUUAGAUUCUCACUUUCACUCUCACAGUGUAUCAUUGUCCCCUGCAGCUCUCACUCCACUGCUCAAUUUUCCCUCAUUUUCCCGCAUUUUCUCUCCCGAUCAACCCAAACCUCGAACUCAAGCGGGCCUACGGGAGAAUCUUUCGAUCAUGUUACUCUUUCCUAUCACAUUCUAUUGUCGUUUUGCAUCCCAACGCAAUUUGCUGCUACUUUGCCCCAUUUCUUCAUAGUUUUCUUCGAAUUUAAUUCCUCAAAUCUUAGCCAAUGGGGACCUUCCUUUCUAAUUCGAUCAAUCUCUACUUUGAUUAGCUCUACAAUUUCGGUUCUGACCUUUGAUGCUUUAGUCCUUUAGCUUCGCAGCUUCCAAAAAGGAGCCAAAAACAAAGGUAAAAAAAAAAAAAAAAAGGAAAAGGUGAUGCGAGUGUGGACGAGCUAAGGGUAAGUGAGUGAUUUAGGGCUUUGGCGAUGUUAAAUGAGGCAAUGUGUAUGUAUUGGUGUAUGUGUAGAAUCAUGAGGCAGUAAUGGAUAGGGUUUCGUCAGGGAAAUAAAGUUGUUGAUUCGCGGGGAGAAAAUGACUGGCGCCGAACAGUCAAGGUCUGGCCCUGUGGAAAGAGACAUUGAGUUGGCUAUCACUGCUCUUAAAAAAGGAGCCCAAUUGCUCAAGUAUGGACGUAGAGGGAAACCCAAAUUUUGCCCCUUCAGACUGGUCAAUGAUGAAUCUACUCUAAUAUGGUUAUCAGGAAAAGAGGAGAAGCAUCUUAAACUGAGUCAUGUCUCCAGAAUUAUAUCUGGACAACGCACGCCAAUAUUUCAGAGAUAUCCUCGUCCGGAGAAAGAAUACCAGUCAUUUUCUCUCUUAUAUAGUGAUGGGUCUUUAGAUUUGAUUUGCAAGGACAAAGAUGAAGCUGAAGUCUGGAUUACUGGCCUAAAAGCACUAAUAUCACGUAACCGUCUUAGGAGAGGGAGAGCAGAUUCCAGAAGUGAUGGAAUCUCAUCUGAAGCAACUAGUCCUAGAGCUCACACCCAAAGAAGUUCUCCUUUGAGCUCUGCUUUUGGUAGUGGCGAUGGUUCACAGAAGGAUGAGAUGGAUCCCCUACCUCUUCGUACUCCAUAUGAUAGUCCUCCUAAAGCUGGUUUAGAAAAGGCAUUAUCUGACGUGGAAUUAUUUGUUGUUGCUCCCAAGGUCUUAUAUCCGCCUGAAUCUGCUUGUGGCUCAGUUCAUUCUGUGUCGUCAGGAGGCUCAGAAGCAACUGGGCGGCUAAAGGGUAUGAAUGUGGAUGCUUUUAGAGUUAGCCUAUCAAGUGCAGUGAGCUCAUCGAGUCAAGGUUCUGGUCAUGAUGAUAGCGAUGCAUUAGGGGAUGUUUACUUUUGGGGAGAAGGCACAGGUGAUGGUAUUCUAGGUGGGGGAGUGCAUGGAGUUGGAGGUUCUGGUGUUAGAAUAGAUUCUUUUGUUCCAAAAGCCUUGGAAUCUGCUGUCCUAUUGGAUGUUCAGACUAUAGCAUGUGGUCGUCGACAUGCCGCUUUGGUGACAAAACAGGGCGAGGUUUUCUCUUGGGGGGAGGAACUUGGAGGCAGACUUGGUCACGGUGUUGACUCUGAUGUUUUGCAUCCAAAGCUUGUAGAUGGUCUAAAAAAUAUCAAUGUUGAACUUGUAGCAUGUGGAGAGUACCAUUCUUGUGCAGUAACACUUUCAGGAGAUUUGUACAUAUGGGGUGGCAGUUCUCACAAUUUUGGGCUCAUUGGCCAUGGAAAUGAAGCCAGUAAUUGGGUUCCAAAAAAGUUGAAUGGACAUCUAGAGGGAAUACAUGUCUCCUCAGUCUCAUGUGGACCAUGGCAUACAGCUGUUGUAACUUCUGCUGGACAAUUGUUUACUUUUGGAGAUGGAAGUUUUGGUGUUUUAGGCCAUGGGGACCGCAAAAGUGCAUUUACGCCCAGGCAAGUGGAGUCCCUCAAAGGUCUUCGCACUGUUCGAGCAGCCUGUGGUGUUUGGCACACUGCUGCAGUUGUUGAAGUCAUGGUUGGUUCUUCAAGUUCGAGCAAUUGCUCUUCAGGAAAGCUAUUUACAUGGGGAGAUGGAGAUAAAGGCUGUCUUGGGCAUGGUGAUAAAGAACCGAGAUUGGUACCUACUUGCGUCGCUGCUCUUGUUGAACCCAACUUCUGUCAUGUUGCUUGCGGGCACAGCAUGACUGUUGCAUUGACAACUACAGGCCAUGUAUACACAAUGGGGAGCCCUGUAUAUGGUCAACUUGGGAAUUCUCAAGCUGAUGGCAAACUCCCUGUUCGUGUUGAAGGCAAGCUUACAAAAAAUUUUGUCGAAGAAUUAGCUUGUGGUGCUUAUCAUGUAGCAGUUUUAACUUCAAGAACUGAAGUUUACACCUGGGGAAAAGGUGCAAAUGGCCGACUAGGUCAUGGUGAUACAGAUGAUAGAAAUUUGCCAACAAUUGUUGAAGCUUUGAAGGAAAAACAGGUUAAAACUAUUGUCUGUGGGACUAAUUUUACUGCAGCUAUCUGUCUUCAUAAGUGGGUAUCUGGUAUUGAUCAAUCCAUGUGUUCUAGCUGCCGUCUUCCAUUUAAUUUCAAAAGGAAACGGCACAACUGUUACAAUUGUGGAGUUAUUUUUUGCCAUUCUUGUAGUAGUAAAAAGUCUCUCAAGGCUUCAAUGGCACCAAAUCCCAACAAAGCUUACCGUGUCUGUGAUCAAUGUUUUGGCAAACUGAGGAGGGUUACUGAAACUGACUUUUCAUCUCAUUCUGCUCUAACUAGAAGAGGAAGCUUAAAUCAGCGACUAGUUGAUGUUGAAAACAAUGACUAUUUGAAUACAAGAUCACAUGUCCAACUUGGAAGAAAUAAUUUCAUGGAGUCAUCUAAAGAUGUAGAAAUUGAAUCUUUAAAGAGGAACAAACUAAACAUGAACCAUCCUCAGGUUUCACUCUCUGCAAAUUAUUCUUCUCAGCGGAAUACAUUUAAUAACUCAAAAUAUUUUGGUUCGUCAAAGAAAUUUUUCUCGGCUUCUCUUCCGGGAUCAAGAAUUAUGUCUCGAGCCACAUCACCAACAUCAAGGCGAUCUAGUCCACCUCGUGCAACAACACCAACCCCAACUCUUUCAGUUCAGGCAUUGCCAAAAAUUGUUGUGAAUGACACUAAAAAGACAAAUGACAGGCUGAGUGAAGAAGUUGUUAAAUUAAGGGCUCAGGUUGAAGAACUCACUCGCCAAGCUCAGGUUCAAGAAGAUGCGCUGGAAAGGACAACCAAACAAUUGAAGGAAGCUACUGCAGUUGCAGAGGAGGAGACUUCAAAAUGCAAAGCAGCAAAAGAAGUAAUAAAGUCACUUACUGCCCAAUUGAAGGACAUGGCAGAAAGGUUACCUGUUGGAGGAGCAAGAAACAGCAGUUCACCUUCCUUUCAUUUUUCUAGUGCCACUCCUCCUAGGGAAGUUUCUUCAGCAGGCAAUGAGCAACUGAGUAGUCCCAUAACUUGCCAUGAAGCAGAUUCAAAUGGAUCAAACAGCCUGGUGAUUUCUAAUAUGUCUGGCACCACUCGCAAUCAGACUAUAAAUCACUAUGAAGUGCCUCAUUUGGAAGCAACAACAAAGGGUAAAAGCAGAACAGCAAAAGUUGAACCCACCCCUGGGGAUGAAUGGGUUGAGCAAGAUGAAUCGGGUGUGUACAUUACCCUUGUUUCCUUGCCAGGAGGUGCCAAAGAUCUUAAGCGUGUCCGCUUCAGUCGAAAGCGAUUCAGUGAGAAACAAGCAGAACAAUGGUGGACAGCAAACAGAGCAAGGGUAUAUCAACAAUACAAUGUUCCCAUGGUUGAUAAAUCUAUUGCGGGAGUGGGAAGGGAAAGUUUAGUACGUUGACCUUCAAUAAUAAAAGAUGCAACUGUGGUGGUACUGGAUUUUUCAGAAUUUGGUUCUUAAAUUUCUGCUCUUAUGACUGGAGGAAGCCAAUUUUGUUUUUUAGAGGGUGAGGGUAUUGCUAAUCUCUCGUUAUUUUUCCUUGAUCUUGCAUUUUCGCCCUUCCUUUUUUUUUUUCCUUCUGCCAAAAGAUGUAUACAUAUCUUCAUAAUUUCCUGAAAUUUUUUCAAAGGGAAGCAUGAAAAGUGGCGAGGGUAGUGUAAAUUCUUUGUAAGUACAUUGCGGGCUUUGAUUUCAAGACAGCUGCCUUUGUAUAUUCAUGAAAAUGGUAGCAUUCAGAUUGGAUGGCAUUCAUUUAGC